This is a messenger RNA of Indicator indicator, 1193 nucleotides long. RefSeq names its product transmembrane protein 33 (gene TMEM33). Gene Ontology annotation, biological process: membrane organization; endoplasmic reticulum tubular network organization. The record is from RefSeq and is a predicted model, not a curated record. Lineage: Eukaryota; Metazoa; Chordata; Aves; Piciformes; Indicatoridae. The transcript has 8 exons. The coding region runs from base 36 to 791 and encodes 251 amino acids. Gene Ontology annotation, cellular component: endoplasmic reticulum; membrane.
GGGUCGUUACCGCUUGCGGAUUCUGCGGUGCGGCCAUGGCGGACUCCACACAGAAUGGGCCUAUGCAAGGCGGGGCUGGCGGCGGAGCCGUCCAAUUUCUGAUGGCUAACAAGUUGGAUACUGCAAUGUGGAUUUCCCGCUUGUUCACAGUUUACUGCUCAGCUUUAUUUGUCCUGCCUCUUCUAGGGUUGCAUGAAGCAGCGAGCUUUUAUCAGCGUGCCUUGCUGGCAAAUGCUCUAACUAGCGCCCUCCGACUACACCAAAGGCUACCACACUUUCAGCUUAGCAGGGCGUUCCUGGCUCAGGCUUUGCUGGAGGACAGCUGCCACUACCUGUUGUACUCUCUUAUCUUUGUGAAUUCAUACCCAGUUACAAUGAGUAUCUUUCCAGUUCUGCUGUUCUCUUUGCUUCAUGCUGCCACAUACACAAAGAAGGUUCUUGAUGCACGAAGUUCAAACAGUCUGCCCUUUCUGAGAAAUCUUUUGGAGAAACUGAAUGCUAAUCAACAGAAUAUUCUAAAAUUCAUUGCUUGCAAUGAAAUCUUCCUGAUGCCAGCUACAGUUUUUAUGCUCUUCAGUGGCCAAGGGAGUCUGCUGCAGCCAUUCAUUUACUACAGGUUUCUCACAUUACGCUACUCCUCUCGGCGAAAUCCAUACUGUCGGACUCUCUUCACUGAGCUGAGAAUUGUUGUUGAACACUUAAUAAUGAAGCCCUCAUGCCCUGUUUUUGUAAGACGACUAUGCCUCAGCAGCAUUUCCUUUAUAAGCAGAUUGGCACCAACUGUUGCAUAGCCAAAUUUCAGGCACUUGUGUUUUGUGAACAUUAUGAGCAGCUGGCACUUCUGCUGAUGACUAAGAAUUCCUGGUUUUACACUGAUCUCACUUCAGGCUGUAUAAAAAUGUGUAUAUGCUUUUCUUGGAGAUAUUAUGAAAUUUAGCAUAUCAAAAGCAAGUCAUGGAAACUUAAAAUUACUGUGCUGCAUUGCUAAUUGGUGGGGGGAAAAAAAGUAACUGCAUCUGAUCCAAAACCUACCCAGUCAUACAGUUUUGGUUUCUUUAGGAAUCAAGGAUUGUUUGAGCUUGAUUAAAACUUUUGAGAAGUCUGUGCUCAGUAGGUUUAUGUUAGUUGGAACUACAGCUACUGUAGGAUGUCUGCAGUUGACAGCAGUUGGUACACAUACCUAUGCAGUACAC